This is a messenger RNA of Closterium sp. Yama58-4, 218 nucleotides long. Lineage: Eukaryota; Viridiplantae; Streptophyta; Zygnematophyceae; Desmidiales; Closteriaceae. The record is from the annotation of a GenBank genome assembly.
CAAGGCUGCUGGAGAUGAGCGCGUGUGGGUCCAGCCACGCACUGCCACUGCCGCAGCGCAGCUGCCAACGCAGCGCCUGCACCACCUCCUGCAGCACUGCCCGCCCUGCCUGCACGUGCUGUCACCCUGCAGCGUUCUGCCACCAUCCAACGAAGCCAGGGCUGCACGGGCUGCUGCUGCUGACGCUGCUGCCUCUCUGCUCAUCGCUCGCAGCAAAG